CAUGCAGAGCAGAGCUGAUGCAGGGUGGGGUAGUUUGGUUUGGUGAAGUUGGAGAUGGCGUUUCUGAUAGAAGCUGUAAACCUAGCAGAGCUUUAGCUUCGACUUCAGGCGUGCGCGCAAUUGGCUCUUAAAAAUGGCAUUUGAACAUAAGGAGAGGGCUGAACUGUUUUGGAGUUCGUUCAAAGCUCUGCAGGAGUGUCCUGCGCUACUAUCCUUACUCUAUUCUCUAUUUUUAUUCCGUGUUAAUGUCACUCUGAUAUAAUCUAUCACAUUCUUAGAAUUUGUAACAACAUGUCACAAAUGAGCCAUAGUGAAAAAUAAUGAUCAUUGUUGAACCCUUUAUGUAACAUAGAAUGUAGCAGCGGUAAUGCUUUAUGUUCUGCACGAAACCAAGAAAUUAGAUAUUAGAUGUGUACUUAAAUAAUAUCUAUGUCAUGGGUAUAUAAUUUGAAAAUGAUAUCAAUGAAAUAAUUGUUUACGGUUGGGUUCAAACUUCUGUGAAUCGGCACCAUUUUCUAAACGCUGUUGACUGUCCCAUCUGAGUCAGAUCACCUCACCUCACCUUCUCUUUGCACCUCGGAAUCAAUGUCAUCGACUCUUACUCAUACUGAAAGUUUCAUAAAAUGAAUGCCACUCACAUACUGGGGAAAACAUGUUAGAUUCGGCCAGUAUCACUCUCCGUCAGUCGCUUUUGUCCUCGUACAAAAGCGAAAAUACUAAUCAGGGUGAAUGUGCUCAGUUUAAGAUCUUUUGGCUGUGAAUUUAUGCUCACUUGUCAUGUCAUUAGGUACACUAUGGAAAACCCUGCCGUAAAUCCCCCUUUCAUGACUGCUACAAUGAAAUGUAACAUUGUGGAGGAUGUAAUUUGCGGUGCUUUUGAACUGGAAUAAACACUUACUGAAAUGGGACUGACAAAAUAAUAGAAACACACGUUCGUACAGUAGCGCAACAAACCGCAACCUCCAAUCAACAGCUCUCACGGUUACGUAAAACAGAUCCUGAAUAUAAUGACCUGUGUGAAGAUAAGAUUUAGAGCAGGACCUUUGAAUUGAAUUGCGUCUGUUUUUACGAGCGUACCCAAUGAGCUGGUCAGUGAGUGUGCAUGACACUCUUGAGUAAGUAGAUGAGGAGGUGACUGAACGCGACGCCUCACAGCUGAAUCAGAGAGACUCUGAAGCGGGCGAAAGGUUGCAAGGUGCUGGAGAGUUGAGGAGAGGGAGUGGUAAUGAGAGAGGGAGGGACUGGAAGUGAGCGAAAAAUGAGACAGAAGGAGAGGGAGACGUCUUUGUGUAAAUGGGAGCUAGCGUCCUCUCCUGUAAGCAGCUCCUCAUUGGCCAACUAGGAGCCCCCUGUGUGAAGGAAGUAUCACCAGGGAAACUUCUUCUCUCUGCCUCUGUGCGUGUUUUCCUCCUCGCCAGGGUUAUUUUUAAGUAGCGUUCGGCUUCCUGCUCAGACUAAAGACUACAAGCCACAGCAUCCCCGUUUUGUUGUUUUCAGGAUUUGCCAGCAAUGUUCUCCUCUUCUCCUCUCCCGCAGUUAUAUUGCAAGCUCUUUGCAAAAAUGGGGGACGACCGACCUUUUGUGUGCAACGCUCCCGGCUGUGGACAGAGGUUUACCAAUGAGGACCACUUGGCGGUACACAAACACAAGCACGAGAUGACACUGAAAUUCGGACCAGCUAGGACGGACUCUGUCAUCAUCGCAGACCAGACACCUACUCCCACCCGUUUCCUAAAGAACUGUGAGGAGGUUGGUUUGUUUAAUGAGCUGGCCAGCUCCUUCGAACAAGACGACGACGACAAGAGGGCCAAGAACUCUCUCCCCGCUGCCAACUCGGUGGCCUUGGACAUGACUCUGCAGACGCCAUCCGACGUGAAGGUGAAAGAAGAGGCGCCGGUGGAGGUGGACUCCUCGCCGCCAGACAGCCCCGAAUCUAUCUCUGGGAAUUCAGACUGCCACAGAGAGCCGCUAGUUAAAGCAAAGGACACACCACCCAGGAAUUCAGCCCCUACCCCGACUAUCGUGCGUCCAGGUUCUCUCCCACUACACUUGGGCUUUGACGCUCUUCAGCCCACCAUGCCGUCACCCACGUCGGUCAUCACACAAGCGCCACCUUCAAAUCGUACAUUGGGUUCUCCAACCAGCCAUUACCCCAUGAUGAUGCUUCCCUCCGGUCAGGCGGUACCUGUGCUCCCUGGUCCCGGACACGUGCCCUCCGUCAUCAACCUGGCCCGACCCAUGUGCAUGGUACCCAACAUUCCUGGGAUCCCUGGUCCUCCUCUGGGAGGCAGCAGCAGCGGCUCUAACUCCCCCUCUGGCUACAGCAUUCACUCAGAGGCCAAGAUGCGUUUGAAGGCCGCCCUGUCCCAGCAGAGCCCGUCAGGACAUAGUAUGGGAGUCAUGGCCAUGGGCAGCAGCCCCAUGGUGCCGCAGAAGGCAGAACAGAGCCAGCUGCUCGUCCAACAGCCAGAUGCUCCAUCACCUGCACAACCUCAGGUAUCUCCAGCUCAGCCUACAGGCGGGCGUCGGCGGCGGACGGCAGACGAUGACCCAGAUGAGCGAAGGCAGCGUUUCCUCGAGAGGAAUCGCGCGGCGGCGUCGCGCUGCAGACAGAAACGCAAACUGUGGGUUAAUUCCCUAGAGAAGAAGGCGGAGGAGCUCAGCUCGAUGAACGUCUCGCUGUCGAAUGAAGUGUCCCUCUUGCGGAACGAGGUGGCUCAUUUGAAGCAGCUGCUGCUGGCCCACAAGGACUGUCCUGUGACCACCUUACAAAAGAAGACCGCCUACUUGGCUGUCGAAGAGAGCAUGAAAGACGCCUCAGAGCCUACAGGUUCCCCUGCCCCGGUGAUUCAGCACAGCUCUUUGGCGCCCAGCCCCUCUGCAGGGCAGAACGGCCUGAGUUCAAGGGCAGCAGCGGAGGCCAUGGCCAUGUCUGUGCUGGCAGGAAUGGGCCAGCAGCAGAGGGCCGAGAGCGGAUCCUCUCACAUUAUCAUGGCUGCACAGUCUCAAUCGGCUGCCAGAUGAUGAGCGAUGCUUCCACGGCCCAGACAUGGCUCGUCACCCAGGUGGUAGAAAAGACUCCCGACUUCCCCAAUCUUAAAGUCUGAAAUUUCCCAGCUUCCCCUUCUCCCCCCCCCCCACCCGUGCUCUUUUUAACCCUCCUGUGGAGCCAUCACGCUGUGGCCUGGAGCUCAGCAGCAGCAGCCUUCUGGGAAUGGACUGAGACUUUUUGAGAGAGCUUCCUGUUCACUUUGCCAUAGACUACAGGGGCUGGACUCCAAGAACCCCUCCCCCUGUUUGCCCCCCCCCCCCCCCCCCCCCCCCGCCUCCCCGCUCAUCCCUCUUCACCUUCAGUCAAACGGACUCUUCACUGGACUGUAGGACUGCAUCGAGUAUACUGCCCUAAUGAACUUACCGAGCUUGCACCGCUUCGAAUGCGCAAGUGUUGCAUAAACAUUCUUGAUCAAAUCAGUCACUAAACAACACACAGGGCUUCACACAGUUUUCAACAGGGAAUAGUGCCUCCUCGACUUUCUAGCCAUGCUCACACCCACACAUACAGCCCUACACACCCAAAGACAGACAGACAGACAGACGGUAGUCGUCUAGAUCUCAGUUAUCCACCCAGACCUUUUGCAAAAUGCUUCCACCUCCAGGUGAUCUCAACAUGGACCCAGAGACCUUACCUCAUGUACACCCCUUUAUAAUGCGACGUGUUAACUGUGUGUGUGAUUGUAUAUUUAUGUACAUCAGAACAUAGCAGUUUGCCUACCCCUGAUCUGAUACAUUAUUAGCUAGUUGGUUAGCAUGUGACUUUUUCUAAUAGGGUGUUAUGUUAUCGAUACGGUAUGUGCAGCUAUAUUUUUUUAAACUAAUUGGCUCCCGGAUUAACCCAUAGAAACAACACACAUUAGACGAUGUGAUUUGAAUCUUUUUUGUCCUGAAGGGAAUUUGUCCUUUUCGUAAAAAAACAAAAAACAAAACAAACAAAGAAAAAAAAAAAAUCAUUCAGGCAGUUUCAGCUGUUAAUUGGAGGCCUUUUUCAUUUUUGUAUGAAAACUAUUCUCGUGACUGUUUCUCUGUGUGGGCCCUGGACUUACUGUAACUGUUACUUUCACACUUCUCAGGAUGGUUGCACAUCCUUGCUGCUCGUUGGAAGUGCGAUGAACCCCUUUAGUCUCUCUGCUCCUCACCAAACCCAAAUUAAGCCAUACUAACGACAGAACGCAUGUCCGGAUCUCCAAAGAAGAACGCCUGGUACUUGUUCUGGGGGCAGGAUGUAAAUAGCCUGACUGUUAUUUUAACGAUUCAGAGGUCACAGUGACACAAUCCUCGUUAUAUCCCUGCUAGUUUCUUGCACUUACACACAGUCUCACACAUGACGUCUGAUGAUUUUUGCCUUACAAUCACAUCGGUGCCUCUGAUAUUCCCUCUUUAAUACACACACAUUUGAAGAUGUGAAAAUGGACGGAGCCUUACAGGAGUAUAUUUGUGUCAUUUGUUCGCUUUAACAAAUGGGAAAAAAAAACAAAAAACAACCAAAAGAUCUGCAGAAGAUUCCCGAGAGCCUUUAAAAAGUGACAUUUAAUUAAAUCGGGAGUCUGGUUUUCAGUGAUGGGUUAUGUGUUGAAAUGAUACAGAGUACAUGUCUGUCAUCUGGUGGAGAAACGCAGCAAAGACAUUUUCCGUGGUCAAAGCUUUAGGAGCAGUGAACGACAUCUUGUGACUGUUCCUUAAAGGCUCUUUAGAAAGAUAUUUUACGCAGAUAUCGAUAUAUUUUUACAUAAACAGAAAAAAAUGUGGUUUGCUUUUAUUUUUAUUGUGUACUUUUGUCCCUGUUUUGUGUAAUAGGAUCAUAUAUUUGCAAGAUGUGCGAUAUUUCAAAAACAGGAUAUCUGUCCAUUAACAUAAGGACGUGUCUUUAUGCACUAAAGUAAUUGUUGUCGCUUUGUAAUUCUUUCGGUUCUCUUGCCUUCUUUUUCAGAGACAUCAGAACUUUUUUUUUUUUUUUUUUUUUAUUUUAAAUAAUGGUUUUUCUCUUUAUCUGUACUGUAUUCAUGAAUGGGAAUUUGCUCAGCAACUUUAAUACCUUAACCUUUGACUGAUCCUCUUACCCUACAGUCCCAAUGGCGACCCCGGCAUUCUGUCGUACUGGCUGGCGCUAUAUAUUCGUCCGGCACUCCCUUGUAGACGAUUAUUCAUAUGGAAUGAAACUUCAAACUGUAUUUAGCGUUUGUGUUAUUCGUGUCGUCGGCACCUUUCCUGUCAUUUCCUGUUUUCUGUUGUGUGCCGUUUUCAGCGCCACGCGACCUUUGUCAUAACGCUUCUGAUUGUACUGAUGAAUAUAGAGACUAAUUUCUUUAACACAAAGAUUAUUUUUUUUUUUUGUUUGUUUGUUUGUUCUCUACAGAAUAAUGUAGUCAAAAGAAAUUCUAUCUCCCCCUAUCUUUUUAGAUGAAUCUGGUCACGUCUUUUGACUCCCUGUCUAACUUAUUAUUAUUAUUAUUAUUAUUUUUUAAAUUAGGUCAGAUAACAACGUUCAGGAAAGUCUUUGGCCUAGUAAUGUCACUUUGCUAUGGAACGAGCAAUUAAAUGAGAAAUGCAACAGUGUCAAAGUUGCACAUUUCACACUCCCAUUGUUGGACUGUUGAUUUUAAAAUUUGUCCUUGUACUGUACAUAUCUGUACUAUAUGAAUAUAUUUACUUUUCCAUGCAUGUCCAAGUGGAAUACCAUGAACACUUACAGUGCUGCAGUUUUAAUUAAAGAAACUACAUCUUAAAGAAUAUUA
This is a messenger RNA of Mugil cephalus (flathead mullet), 5789 nucleotides long. RefSeq names its product activating transcription factor 7a (gene atf7a). Lineage: Eukaryota; Metazoa; Chordata; Actinopteri; Mugiliformes; Mugilidae. The coding region runs from base 1510 to 3024 and encodes 504 amino acids. Gene Ontology annotation, biological process: regulation of transcription by RNA polymerase II. The transcript has 11 exons. The record is from RefSeq and is a predicted model, not a curated record. Gene Ontology annotation, molecular function: DNA-binding transcription factor activity, RNA polymerase II-specific; cAMP response element binding.